This is a messenger RNA of Equus quagga, 4642 nucleotides long. It is a transcript of the gene DUSP8, whose product is annotated as dual specificity phosphatase 8. The coding region runs from base 206 to 2080 and encodes 624 amino acids. Gene Ontology annotation, biological process: protein dephosphorylation; negative regulation of MAPK cascade. Gene Ontology annotation, cellular component: cytoplasm. Gene Ontology annotation, molecular function: protein tyrosine/threonine phosphatase activity; MAP kinase tyrosine/serine/threonine phosphatase activity. The record is from RefSeq and is a predicted model, not a curated record. The transcript is spliced from 7 exons. NCBI's taxonomy places the organism in Eukaryota, Metazoa, Chordata, Mammalia, Perissodactyla, Equidae.
GGAGCCCGUGCGCACGGCCGGCCCAGGGGGCGCCUCGUCGAGAGCGGUCGGGGGACUGCGCCCGGCGGGCGCCCGGGAGGAGGAGGCGGCCCGGGGGUCUGGCACUAUGCCCAGUCACUCUGAACGCUAGUCCACAGCCCGGGCCAUCGGAGCAGCCACUGCUCGCUUUGGGGAUCGCCCCCUCCCCACCGCCCACUGCCCCACCAUGGCCGGGGACCGGCUCCCUCGGAAGGUGAUGGAUGCCAAGAAGCUGGCCAGCCUGCUGCGGGGUGGGCCCGGGGGGCCGCUGGUCAUCGACAGCCGCUCCUUCGUGGAGUACAACAGCUGGCACGUGCUCAGCUCUGUCAACAUCUGCUGCUCCAAGCUGGUGAAGCGGCGGCUGCAGCAGGGCAAAGUGACCAUUGCUGAGCUCAUCCAGCCGGCCGUGCGCAGCCAGGUGGAGGCCGCGGAACCACAGGACGUGGUGGUCUAUGACCAGAGCACACGGGACGCCAGUGUGCUGGCUGCAGACAGCUUCCUCUCCAUCCUGCUCAGCAAGCUGGACGGCUGCUUCGACAGCGUGGCCAUCCUCACAGGGGGCUUCGCCACUUUCUCGUCCUGCUUCCCCGGCCUCUGUGAGGGCAAGCCUGCCGCCCUGCUGCCCAUGAGCCUCUCCCAGCCCUGCUUGCCUGUGCCCAGUGUGGGCCUGACCCGCAUCCUGCCUCACCUCUACCUGGGCUCUCAGAAGGAUGUCCUGAACAAGGACCUGAUGACCCAAAACGGGAUAAGCUAUGUCCUCAACGCCAGCAACUCCUGCCCCAAGCCGGACUUCAUCUGCGAGAGCCGCUUCCUGCGCAUCCCCGUCAGCGACAGCUACUGUGAGAGGCUGCUGCCCUGGCUGGACAAGUCCAUCGAGUUCAUCGAUAAAGCCAAGCUGUCCAGCUGCCAAGUCAUUGUCCACUGUCUGGCCGGCAUCUCCCGCUCUGCCACCAUCGCCAUCGCUUACAUCAUGAAGACCAUGGGCAUGUCCUCGGACGACGCCUACAGGUUCGUGAAGGACCGGCGCCCGUCCAUUUCGCCAAACUUCAACUUCCUGGGCCAGCUGCUGGAGUACGAGCGCAGCCUGAAGCUGCUGGCGGCCCUGCAGGGCGACGGGGCGCCACACCCCGGGAUUCCCGCGCCCCUGCCCGGCCCCGCGGCCCUUCUGCCGCCGCCGCCACCACCUACCUCAGAGAGCGCUGCCACCGGGAGCGCAGCGGCCAGCGCAGCCAAGGAGGGCGCGCCCAGCGCCGGGGAGCCCCCCGCGCCCCCCGCGGCCCCCGCCACCAGCGCGCUACAGCAGGGCCUGCGCGGCCUGCACCUCUCCUCCGACCGCCUCCAGGACACCAACCGCCUCAAGCGCUCCUUCUCGCUGGACAUCAAGUCGGCCUACGCCCCGAGCCGGCGGCCCGACGACCCCGGGCCCCCCGACCCCGGUGAGGCCCCCAAGCUCUGUAAGCUGGACAGCCCGUCGGGGGGCACGCUGGGCCUGCCCUCGCCGGGCCCCGACAGCCCGGACAUGGCGCCCGAGGCGCGCCCGCGGCUCCGCCGGAGGCCCCGGCCUCCAGCCGGCUCCCCAGCGCGCUCCCCUGCGCACGGCCUCGGCCUGAACUUCGGCGACGCCGCCCGGCAGACUCCGCGGCACGGCCUGUCGGCCCUGUCGGCGCCCGGGCUGCCCGGCCCCGGCCAGCCGGCCAGCCCCGGGGGCUGGGCGCCGCCGCUCGACUCCCCGGGCACGCCGUCGCCCGACGGGCCCUGGUGCUUCAGCCCCGAGGGCGCGCAGGGCGCGGGCGGCGCGCGGUUUGCGCCCUUCGGCCGGGCGGGCGCGCAGGCCGUGGGUGGCGGCGACCUGCGGCGGCGGGAGGCGGCGAGGGCCGAGUCCCGGGACGCGCGGACCGGCUGGCCCGACGAGCCGGCCCCGGAGACGCAGUUCAAGCGCCGAAGCUGCCAGAUGGAGUUCGAGGAGGGCAUGGUGGAGGGGCGCGCGCGCGGCGAGGAGCUGGCCGCCCUGGGCAAGCAGGCCAGCUUCUCGGGCAGCGUGGAGGUCAUCGAGGUGUCCUGACGGCGGCCGGGACGCAGCGCUCCGCGUCGCUCGGUCCCCGCUCGGCUACCAGCAGCUGGGCCCACUAUAAAUAUAUAUUAUAUAUAAUGCAGAGAAAGGUAAAUGGUUUUACUGCGAUUUUUAUCGAGAAGUAAAUAUUUCGAUUUUUUAUUUAUUUAAGCUGUUCAUUCUGGCAAUGAUUUGGCAACAGUGCGGGCGGCCCUCGGAGCUCUAUUUUUACUGUCUGGUAUUUAAACUGAAACACACGUUUCUAAGCAAUAUGAGGCCACCUUCAGCCCCAAGCUGAGGUGCCAGGCCUGGGGUCCCCUCCCCGCCCCCCUCCCCCAGGAAACACUGCUGACCCUUGCAAAGAGGUUGCCGAGCUUUCGAGCACUUUUUACAUAAGAAAAAGGGGAAAAAAGGAAAAAAAAAAACUUUGCCACAAACUGAGCCGCCGAACCUCCCUCCCCCCACCCUCAGCUCCUCUCCUCACUCUCCCUUCUGCUCAGCUCCUUUCUGGGCUCUGCACCAAAGCCAUAGGUGGGGGGAGGUGUCCCCAGGAGCUGGGGUGGGGCCUGGGAGGCACUGUCAGCCCCCUGCCAGCUGGAGGUGCCAAGUCUUGGUGCCGAGGAGGGCACCCCCACUGCCCGUCCCCAAAGGCUGUUGCCUGGCAGGUGUUGACGGGCAUUGGGCUGACACAGGCUGUUCAGAGGGGCUGCUGCAGUACAGAACAGCGGAGGGGCUCAGUGAGGGGGAGUUUUGGAGUGUCAGAUGAUAAUGCGUCCCCACCACAGGGAAGGAGGUGGGAUGUCCCCCACUCCUGCCUGAGCCAGGGGCUGGUUUCAUGGGCUCAGUAAGGCUGCUCAGAGGGCCUGCUGCCCUCUCCUCCACAUUGCCGGUGCCCCCUAGUGCCACCUGCCGGGGGGGGGGGGGGCGGGAAACAAUAGGAAGAGAGAGCUUGGUCCCUGGGCGGUGACCUGUGGGAGAAGCAGGGCCUGCCAGUGGGUCGGUGGGCAGAUGCAUUUCUGGUCUUUGUUCUGGGCUCUUCCCCCAACCCAGCCCCAGGCCCCAGGCCCCAGGCCAGAUCUGGAGUUCUGGUUUGUUCCUGCAGGUUGAGGGGCCUCUAUGAAGGGUGGCUGCCUUGCAGAAGGAGGGGGCAGUUAAGCCCUGGUCAGACCCUUAUGCUUCGAGAGAGUGAGGGUCUUUAGCUUUGGGAGGGGGAUCUCUAGGCAGAUAAGACCCCUGACACGAGCAGAUGCAGGAGGUGUCCCCCACAUCUGCCCCACACUGCCACUGGGGCCUCGGAGGAGAGGAACCCCCUGUGCUCCCCUUCCCUGGGAGCUCUCCCCUCUGAAGUCUCCCCAGUGUCUUCAAGGUGACAUGCCAGGCCCCACCCCCAGGUGGCUUUUUAGCCCAGGUGGGCCAGCCUGGGAGUGAGGGCAGCAGAAAAGCCCCACCUGCCCCCACCUCACACCCUAUUGGGUCAUUGGGACCCAAGGCUCGUGGGGGCAGGAGUAGAUGUCCCCGACCUUCCAGAUGUCCUAGAGUCUGGGAGUGGGGGCCGGUCACCUGGGGAAGAGGCCAGGGGCUUGGCAGGAGGGGUGCCCGGACAGGAUUGAGUCCUGAGGCAGGGGUGGGGGAGGUGCCUGGCCCCCCAGCUGCCCCUCCCCACCCCCGGCUGGCCCUCUGGCUGUUUUUCUAUUUGUUCUUCUUUUGACCCCCAGCGCUCUGUCCCUGUCAUCCCUCCUUUAAGCAAAAGUCCUGUUCCUGUGCCCUCUGUCCCCACCCCGUUCCCCGAGAAAAUAAGCUAUCAUUGUUGUAUUUGCAAUCUAUGGAUUAGAGGUUUAAGUAUUUAUUAUUAUUGGUUAAUUAUUAUUAUUAUUAUUGAUUAUGUAAAUUUGCCUCCUGUCUGUCUAUCGCGUUGGGUUUCUGAGGUGACCCUGGGUGUGGAGGAUGCACUGGUCCCCGCCUCCGCACCCCAACCCCGUGCUGUCCAGGAGACAGUGGUCUGGGGCCACUGGUUGGGCCCCAAAACUCUGGAGGCAGGUCCUAUGGCCCCCUGUCCUUCCCUCCCUUCCCCCUUUCUCCAGGGCUGCAGCGUCUCUUGUGGCUUCUGUCCUGGGGCGUGUGGGGGCUCUUGCUCUUGAGGCACUGGUCACCCCAAAGUGAGCAGCUGUGACGGGAAGAGGGUCCUGUCUCGGCUGCGCCCCCUCCUGUGCUGGGGACCAGGCAUGGGGCACAAGCCCCUCCCUGGUCACUUCCACCCACUGUCCGAGGCGGGGAGGGGCUGGGCCCCAGCCCUCUCCAGUCUCUCCCGUUCCUCCCACCCCUCCCGCCCGGCCCAGUGCCCUGGCAUGGGGGUCACCCCAGAAUGGACCCAGCCUCCUCCUAUUAUUUGCUGGAAAGUCCAGCGGAGGAGAGAUGGCAGGUCCCCUAUGGGACUCCCAGUCUCUCUGGACUGGGCCGCCCACCACCCGGCCUCAGAACCUCCCCCAGCGCCGCCACACCUUCUGCUCCCUGUCCUGACCCCUCUUUUGUAUUUGGAAACAAUGUGUUGUAAUAAAUCCUAAGAUGGAUGUUUUC